GAAGGCCCGGAGGCGAUGGGGCUGGGCGUGAGGGCGGCGCCGUUCUCGUACGUGGCGCACGCGCUCGCCGUGGCGGCCGCCGCCAUGGUGCUGUUCUGGUGCGUCCACUUCCGCGGCGGCCUCGCCUUCGAAGCCACCAACAAGAACCUCAUCUUCAACGUUCAUCCUGUCCUUAUGUUGAUUGGCUAUAUUAUUCUUGGCAGUGAAGCUAUAAUGGUAUACAAGGUUCUUCCUACAUGGAACCAUGAUACAACUAAGUUGAUCCAUCUAAUUCUCCAUGCCAUUGCCCUUGUGCUCGGUGUGGUUGGGAUAUACUGUGCUUUCAAAUUUCACAAUGAAAGUGGGAUUGCCAACCUUUAUAGUCUGCACUCUUGGCUUGGAAUCGGAACAAUUUCUCUAUACGGUAUUCAGUGGAUAUUUGGAUUUCUAGCCUUCUUUUUCCCUGGGGCUGCGCCAAAUGUGAGGAGGGGUGCUCUUCCUUGGCACGUACUACUUGGGAUCUUUGUUUAUAUUUUAGCCUUGGCUACGGCAGAACUUGGGUUUCUGGAGAAGCUCACCUUCCUCCAAAGCUCAGGCCUCGACAAAUACGGGCCAGAGGCAUUUCUGGUGAACUUCACAGCAUUGGUUGUUGUUCUAUUUGGUGCUUCUGUUGUGGUAGCUGCUAUUGCUCCAGCUCGCCUUGAAGAACCACAGGGUUACGCUCCAAUCCCAGAAAACUAGUACGCUUGUGUGAAGUAUUGCAUGUACAGAAAUUCAGAAAGUAUGGUGUCAGCAUAGUGCUGAGAUACCAAGAUCUCUUCGAUUUAAAAAAGGGAUGAUAUGGGUAAAAAAUGCUGUGCAUCUUCCUUGUAUAUACAAAUACAUACGAGUACGCAUUGGUCUCCCAUGCAUUAUGUGAUAACUGGAAUUCCUAUGUAAGCAGCUGUUUUACGAACUACAUUGUGUGAUAACUGAAACUGCUAUGUGAGCAGCUCUUUUACCAACUUCUGCUUGAGAAGUUAUUGUUUA
This is a messenger RNA of Lolium rigidum, 1008 nucleotides long. Its product is annotated as probable ascorbate-specific transmembrane electron transporter 1. The coding region runs from base 16 to 720 and encodes 234 amino acids. Gene Ontology annotation, molecular function: oxidoreductase activity. The transcript is spliced from 4 exons. Lineage: Eukaryota; Viridiplantae; Streptophyta; Magnoliopsida; Poales; Poaceae. The record is from RefSeq and is a predicted model, not a curated record.